This is a messenger RNA of Neltuma alba, 1140 nucleotides long. RefSeq lists its product as uncharacterized. The record is from RefSeq and is a predicted model, not a curated record. Bases 1 to 1140 code for a protein of 379 amino acids. The transcript has 3 exons. Lineage: Eukaryota; Viridiplantae; Streptophyta; Magnoliopsida; Fabales; Fabaceae.
AUGGAUUUCAAUAAUCGAAGAAGCUGUGGGAAGGAGUUGUUCUGUUACGUGCACAUUGGUGGACAUUUUGAAGCAAAUGGUGAAGGGAUAGUUAAAUAUAUUGGAGGGAAUGUAAGGGUAACCAGUAUAAAAGAAUGGAUAACAGUAGACAAGUUGUGUGGAAUAAUUUCACAGUGGAUAGGUAAUGAUGGUGGUGGAUAUGAGAGUAAGUAUAAAGUUAAAUUUAAUGAGAGUACAUUGAUUGAUCUUUGUGAUGAUGGUGAUAUCUGCAACUUGUUUAGAUAUAAUGACAGCAGUGAUCAUAUGUAUGUAGGAGGGAAAGGGAAUGAUAGGGAACCUAGAGCAAGGAAUGAUCCAGACGUGAGUGAGAAUUUAUUUGGACUUUCACAAGACAUGAAUACAUUUAAAACGACCAUUGGUGAUGAACAUAAGCCAGUGAAUGUUGAGAAUGGAGUUGAAUGCCUGACUUUUGAAGGAGGCGGAUCAAGUCAGAGAAGCAAGUGUAGUGGUUUAGAGAGUCAGGGAAGACUGACGAGCAAGAUGAAUUGUAUGAAAUUGGCAGGAGUGUUUGUAGGAGUGGGCCAAUAUGUUCCACAUGCUGUUGCUUUUAGGGAAGCUGUGUACAGGUUCAGCGUUGCAGAGACGUUUGUAGUGAGAUAUACCAGGAAUAGUAAGGAGAAGAUGAAUGUGAGGUGUAAAGUAGAAGGGUGUCCUUGGAAGAUAUGUGCACAUGCUGUUGGAAAGAACAGUCAUCUAUUAUGUGUGACUACAUUUUGCAAUAAGCACAUUCAUUUAGCCCAAGACAAUUUGAUUGUGACUUAUGGUAGGAGUGCUGCGUUGACAUCAUCAGUAAUAGUUGAAGAGAUAAGGGACCAUGCUGAAAAACGGCCCACUGAGAUAAGGAAGAUGUUGGAGAGGGAGUAUGGUGUGAGGCUUACAUAUUGCCAAGCAUAUAGAGCAAAGGAAAAGGGGACGUUACUAUCAGCUUCAGCAUAUGAUACGGAUAAUGAGAUGUUGCCGUUUGCAAUAGCAGUGGUGAAGGGAGAGAAUCUUGAUGAGUGGACAUGGUUUUUUCACAAGAUUAAACAAAUAGACCAAGGACAUCACUCGGUUACUCACCCUGUUAUUUCCACCAAGUGA